CUCCAUUCCUUUCCAGCUGAUAUCGACGACGUUUAAUUCUGUGACAGCGCUCUUUGGGCGAAAUGGCAGUGUAAAGGCGUGCAGCGGCGGGCCAGCAGCAACCUCCUCAGUGCAUCAACCCAGUGCACUGAUUAACUUUAUAUUUGUCAAAAUGACGUCUUUUGUGGCAACAAACAGCUCUGCUGUAGUCGACAGCAUUAAAGAACCUCUCGACGCUCUCCGCACGCAGUUGACAGACCCAGCCAUUCACCAUGACUCUGACCAACAACUCACCGUUUGGCCCGGAAGACAUGGAUGCCCUGCUCUUGGGCCCUUCCUGUCUCACGGCUGACCCCACGGGGGCCCUCCUCCACCUGGAUGAAGAAGAAUCCUUCACCGAGGGGGGGACGUCGCCCCUCUCAUCAUCUUUCUCUUAUUCUUCACCCCCCCUCCACUCCCCGCCUUCCUCCCCGCCCUCCCUGCUUCUCCAGGGCGACAAGGUGGAGGAGCACAUGUUGACCCUCCCGUGGCUGUCUGUGGACGAGCUGGGACCUUCCCAUUCGGGCGCAAACGACGGCAAAGAGGAUUCCUUCUACGGCCUGGACUGGAUGGCCGAGAGAAUGGACCUGACAGAGUUUGACUUGGACUCCCUCGUGGGUUCUUGCAGCCCUGAGGAGCCCCCCAGCUCCCCUGACGACCUCCUCGCCUCCCUGGAGUGUUCCGUAGACUCCCUCCCCCUCUCCUCGCUCCCCACCCUGCCAACCCUCUGCAGCCUUCCCAUCCUCCCCGCCACAGAACCCUUUCUACCCACUCCUGCAUCCCAGGGUGCCCCACAGGAAGUCCUCUCCCCUCCUCCCUGCGUCCCUGAGGUCCAGGACGAGUGUGAGAUCAAAUCUGAGCCGUUGUCCCCAGGUCCCUCCCCCAUGUCCCCUCCCCUCCCUCCUCUCUCCCCCACGUUCACCCUGGACCUGGGCAGUGAGGUGGACGUGUCCGACUGUGACAGCAAGCCGCCGCCGCCUCACCAGGUGCCACAGAUCCCCAGGGUCGUCCUCUCCCUCUCCCCUCCCCGCAUCGUACUUGUCCUGGCCUCUACAGAGGAAGUCUCCACCACCUCCAUAACCACCACCACCACAGCAACUUUGCCACAGCUCCUGUCUGACUGCAGCAGGGUCAGCUCUGUCUCCAACCCUCGUCUGGUCUCUGCCACCACCACGGCCUCUAGGAGCAGGCCCUACCCCAGGCCCUGCUCCAGCACCCCCUCCUCCUCCUCCUCCUGCUCCUCUGGGAAUGUGAAAGGGAGGUCACGAGCUGGAGGACCCCCGAAGGAGAAGAAGCUGAAGAAGAUGGAGCAGAACAAGACAGCAGCCACACGCUACCGCCAGAAGAAGAGAGGACAGCAUGAGGCGCUGAGCGCCGAGUACAGCCAACUGGAGAGGAGAAACCAGGAGCUGGAGGAGACUGCCGGCUCCCUCGCCAGGGAGAUAGAAUACCUGAAGGAGCUGAUGGAGGAGGUGCGACUGGCCAAGCUCCUCAAGGGCUCAGGUGCCGGCGACCUCUGACCUCUGACAGAUAGUGCUUGACAGAAGAUGUUGGAAGUUGACAGGAAGAUGUUUUAUGAAUCCACAUAUGUUCUUAGAAGGUGUAGAUCGGACCUGAAUGCUUUUAGAUGCAUUAAUGCCCCCAAAUGCACUUACUGUUCACCAAUUCACCUAAUUCUUCCCGCAAUUUGUCUUGUAGCUCAAGAUUAACAUAUCUGUAUCUAUCUAUGGAUAUAAUUAUCCAGUUUCAAAUAUCCUGUAUGAAAACCUUCAAGUAUUUUCUUCACAGUAUAAACUCUGUAUUGUUGUGUAGUCACUUAUUUACAAAAAAAACUAUUACAGUUAAUAGACAGACUUUUAAACCAUAUGUGAGUUUAUUAAUCAUAUUAACUAUUUGAAAGUAUUCAUUGUAAUCUCUAAUAAAAAAAUUAUUAGAACUAU
Molecule: messenger RNA, 1958 nt
Organism: Osmerus eperlanus (European smelt)
Lineage: Eukaryota; Metazoa; Chordata; Actinopteri; Osmeriformes; Osmeridae
Gene: atf4b
Product: activating transcription factor 4b
Exons: 3
Coding region: 252-1538 (428 amino acids)
Biological process (GO): regulation of transcription by RNA polymerase II
Cellular component (GO): ATF1-ATF4 transcription factor complex; ATF4-CREB1 transcription factor complex; nucleus
Molecular function (GO): RNA polymerase II transcription regulatory region sequence-specific DNA binding; DNA-binding transcription activator activity, RNA polymerase II-specific
Source: RefSeq, a predicted model, not a curated record